AUGCCACAGGUCACGCUCCAUUUCCCGGCCGUGUACCCGAUCGUGGGUAUGUACCGCCUGGCACAUGAUGAGCUGUUGUGGCGGCCCAUGUGGAAUGCAUGUUACGCCAGAGUGACGCAGGCCGGUGCCACGACCAUCUUGUGGUCGUUCGUGUCACUCCCUGGCCAGCGACUUGUGUCGGGGCUGAUACUGGGACACAUGGGCCGUGCCUGUGGCGCCAAGUGGAUGUAUGAGCUCAUAGAGGCGGGGGGACGACAGGUCGGGAUCCCGAUGCUCUCGUUCGGAUCGAUGACGACGCUGUUGCUGGUUCUCAACCAAGUCAACAUUGUGUUCGACAUGUUCCUGGGGAAGCAAAUGCGGGCAUUCCGCGACACGGCCUACCGCAAGACGGUCGAGUCACGCGGCAAGUCGUCGGACUUCUGGACGCCGUACACGGAAGAGUACGAGCGGCCGCCCGAUCCACAAGACGGCGUCCAAAAGCUCACCAUCAAGAAGCGCUUGUCAGACAUGGUUCUGCGCAAGGUCUCUCUCUUGCUCUUUGGCUCCAUUCCCAUCUUUGGUGUCAUAUUGUCAGCUGCCUACGGCGCGCUCGGCUUUGCACGCGAAAUGCACCAACCGUUCUUCGAGGUAAAGCACAUGCAGGACGAGCAAAUUACCCUGUGGAUCACGGAGCGAAGAAUAGACUACAUGCUCUUUGGCUUCUUUGCCUUGCUCCUGGAACGCAUUCCUUUCUUCGGCCUCAUAUUCUCCGUAUCGAACCAGAUCGGUGCCGCGAUGUGGGCACACGACCUCGAGAAGCGGCAGCAUCGUUUCCAGCGCGGUGAGCUCCAGCCUAUUCCUGCAGAGCAAGGACCCGCGGAUUCUGCCAGUGCACCGACAGGCUACAUGCCUGCUUCCCCAGAGCCAGUCAGGCGUCGCGUGCCGCCGCCCCCGUAG
Molecule: messenger RNA, 936 nt
Organism: Malassezia restricta
Lineage: Eukaryota; Fungi; Basidiomycota; Malasseziomycetes; Malasseziales; Malasseziaceae
Exons: 1
Coding region: 1-936 (311 amino acids)
Source: RefSeq, a predicted model, not a curated record